AUGGCGUUUGCGCGCAGGUUAGCCAUUCUCCCAGGCGGGCUAGGCGGCCUCGGGUCCAGCAUAGGCAAUAAACUACAACAACAAGGCGCACGCCUCGCAAUUCUCUACGCUUCAUUCGAAUCCGCCCGCCGAGAUCAAUUACUCGAGGCCGGGUAUGGCGGCGACUCCAACGUGAAUGACAUCCACACCUACGAGUGCGAUAUCACAUCGCCCGAAUCAGUCCAAUCUGCCUUUUCCUCUUUACACAAGGAUCUCGUCGUGCCGGACUCUUCAUCUCCAACUGAGGGGGCGUUCCCCAGUAUCCUGAUCAACACGGCUGGCUACGUCUCCCUAAGCGAUAUGGAGAGUACACCACCGGAAGAAACGAUGAAACAUCUUACCACCAACGUCUUUGGGCCGAUGCUCUGCUCCCAGGCCUUUGCCAACAUGUACUUUGCCGCGUCAAAGACAGCCGAGUCCUCGACUAGCCCCCCGCCUCCCGGGAGAAUCGUUAGUAUCUCGAGUCAAGCUGCGCAUGCUGCGCUGCAUCGGCAUGGGGCGUAUUGUGCUUCCAAGGCAGGGUUGAUGGGGUUAACUCGGAGUAUGGCUUCGGAAUGGGCUGGUCGGGGGAUUACUGCGAACACGGUUUCGCCAACGGUCGCGUGGACGGAUUUGGGCAGGAAGGCGUGGGGUGAGGAGUCUGUGCGAGAGGCGUUUUUGAAGACGAUUCCUGUAGGGAAGUUUGCGCUUCCUGAGGAGGUUGCUGAUGCGGUUGUUUUUCUUUGUCAGGACUCGAGUGGGAUGAUUAACGGGGCGGAUAUUCGCGUUGAUGGUGGUUUCACUAUCAGGUAA
Molecule: messenger RNA, 831 nt
Organism: Penicillium cataractarum
Lineage: Eukaryota; Fungi; Ascomycota; Eurotiomycetes; Eurotiales; Aspergillaceae
Product: putative short-chain dehydrogenase/reductase
Exons: 3
Coding region: 1-831 (276 amino acids)
Molecular function (GO): oxidoreductase activity, acting on the CH-OH group of donors, NAD or NADP as acceptor
Source: RefSeq, a predicted model, not a curated record